AUGUCCCAUUCAACACGCCGUAGGUUUCGGUUUACUGCUUACAAAAUAGCGACCCCUACUGGGGACAGCAGUUAAACAGUGGUCAAAUAGUGACAACUGGUGGAGAAAUACUAGAUAAACAGUUGUAGAACAGCGACACCUGCUGGAGUAACAGCAGAUAAAUACUGGUAAAAUAGAGACAACUGGUGGGGAAACAGCAGACAAUCACUGGUAGAACAGCGACACCAGUUGGACAAACACCGGAUAAACAUUCUACAGGUCUUUGACUGUCAGAGACAUGCGGGGAACGGGUUGUCAAUCGAUCACUUGCAGGUGUGCUAUACACUAACUUUUAAAAGUGUACGCAAUCAAAGGUUCCUGUCUUCAGGAUGACCUUAAAAGUGAUUUAUUUCAUGGUGAACGGCCGAUUGGAGCAUGCAGAGUUCCGGACCGAUUGCUCAUCGACGGAUGUUAAAGACCUGCUCCGAGCCUCGGUGGAAGCCGGCCCGCACGACAUCCUGACGAUGUACGACGCCGAGGGGAAUGUGGUCAAUAUCUCCUCCAGUCUGACGGCCAAUGACGUCAACACAUGCUACAGACUGGAGGUGGUGGCGUCCGAUCUUCAGAAUCGGGCUUUAGCCGUGCCGACCGAGCUGCGCAACAUGGACAACAGGCUGGAAAACCUGGAAACAAAGGUGCUUGAAGAUACUGGGAAAACCAAAGAUCUCAAGAGCCAAGUGGAAUCUUUCAAGAGGAAGCUAGAGAACGUGGAGCACCGGAGCUGGAUCGGUCUCUUCAAGGGGCAGGAGAGGCCUCAGCGCCGGGCCAGCCAGGGGCACCGGCCCGUGCAGGACGAGCAGGCGCAGGUCCGCCGGACGUUCCGCCACAUGAGCUCCCUGCAUGUGAAUGAUAAAGUGAGGGAAUACCUAAAGACCCCCCUCUUUGACAACUGGCAAUGGGAGGAGGCCGAGAUGCUGGUGCUGCUGCAGGUGAUGUACACCGACCUGGACUUCGUCAACGCCUUCCACAUCGAGGUCGACGUUCUCCAGAACUUCCUGUUUGAAGUCUACCGCCACUACAACAACAUCCCCUUCCACAACUUCCAGCACUGCUUCUGCGUAACUCAAAUGGUAUCAAACCUGCCGACGCGCCCUUGUGGUUCCCUCGGUCCCUCUCAGACAGGCUGGCAUCUAACACAAACACAUGCACACACACACACACACACACACACACACACACACACACACACACACACACACACACACACACACACACACACACACAGGUCUGAACGAGGUCUCCUGUGGUGGCAGAUGUACGGGCUGAUCUGGCUGACGGACCUCAGGUGUAAACUGGAGAGAAUCGACCUGUUCGUCAUGCUGACGUCGGCUCUCUGCCACGACCUGGACCACCCCGGCUACAACAACGUCUACCAGAUCAACGCCCGGACGGAUCUGGCCCUGCGCUACAACGACAUCUCGCCGCUGGAGAACCACCACUGUGCCGUGGCCUUCGCCAUCCUGGCAAAGCCAGAGUGCAACAUCCUGAAGAGUCUUACAUGCAAUCAGUACAAACAUAUUCGAGCAGGAAUGAUCAAGUGUAUUCUAGCCACGGACAUGGCACGACAUAACGAGAUACUCAACAAGUUCAAAGUCACACUGCCUGUGUUUGACUUCAGGACAGAAGGUCAUAAGGAAGUGCUGAUGAAGAUCAUGGUGAAGGUGAGCGACAUCUCCAACGAGGCCAGGCCCAUGGCCGUCGCCGAGCCCUGGCUGGACUGUCUCCUGCAGGAGUUCUUCAACCAGAGCGACUCUGAGAAGCUGAAGGGUCUCCCGGUGACUCCCUUCAUGGAUCGGGAUAAAGUCUCCAAGCCCUCCUCCCAGACCGGCUUCAUUCGCUUCGUGCUUCUUCCUCUCUUCACGGAGCUCACCAAGCUCUUCCCCUGCCUGGAGCAACAUAUCUUGGAGCCCGUGCGGAAGGCCCUGGACUACUACUCAGACCUGGAGAAAGAAGCCCAGGCAGAAGCAGGCUGCGCCAAGCCAUGAUGAGGCCGGAGCCAGACCUCACACACACACACCCACACAGACAGAUACACACACACGCACACGCACGCGCACACAAACAUAGACACAGAAACAAAGACACACACACACACGCACGCACGCGCGCACGCACUUGCACGUUGACUCCCUCCGGAUGAAGGCCCUGUUUGAGUAGCUCUCCUCAAGUUAUCAAGUGGCUAACAUUUGAGAAAAAAUACUAGAAUCAUAGUACGUUUUAGUCUUACACUAGCAUUUAGAAUCCUUGCACUGCCCGACCAUACUCCCUUCACUCACUAGGUCUGGGAUGAGUUUGUUGACGGCUGUCGUCUGUCAAACCUUUCCUGGCAGCCGAUUGGAUGAGCUUCAGCGGGCUGGGCUGGGGCUAGGGUGGCUCAUUGGCCGACAGAAUUGGAAGGAGGCCGAACUGCCCGUGCUGGCUGCCUCCAGGGUAACAUCUCGAGGUCAGACCGGAGGAGAGCCUGCCACAUUCAGACUUGCUUCCGAUUCAACUCACAAAGGACAACAGACCCCCUCUUUGUAAGCCAUGAUCAACUGAGCACAUCAUUAUUGAUUUAUUUGUGGAAUUGAUUGAUCUAUUGAUUUGUUUUGAUAUUCAAAAUGUAUGCGUCUAGUCACAAGCCCUUUUUAUUCAGAAAUACUGAAAUAUUGCUGUAAAGUAGAUCCGGCAUUAUGCUGGCGUUUCUUUUAUUUACAUUGGAUUCAUUAUUAUUAUUUGACCAAUCAAGGCUUGAAUUGUAAUGUCACGAGUCUUCAAUAUCUUAAAUUAUUGCUUUUGGCAAACAUAGGUUGGAUUCUUUGUAUUUUUAAAUAAGCAUGAUUUCUCUUUAUACUUUAAGCCAUAUGUAAAUAUAUGUAUUAAUUAACUGUACCACUUGAAUUGUUUAUUGUUUAAAUUCUUUUAUGAAAAAUGGUUGGCUCAUUGUUAUUUUAUUGUGUUCUACAGGAAUUAAUAAAGAUCAAGAAUACAGAAUACAAAUAU
Molecule: messenger RNA, 3021 nt
Organism: Gadus morhua (Atlantic cod)
Lineage: Eukaryota; Metazoa; Chordata; Actinopteri; Gadiformes; Gadidae
Product: high affinity cGMP-specific 3',5'-cyclic phosphodiesterase 9A
Exons: 13
Coding region: 369-2024 (551 amino acids)
Biological process (GO): signal transduction
Molecular function (GO): 3',5'-cyclic-nucleotide phosphodiesterase activity
Source: RefSeq, a predicted model, not a curated record